Molecule: messenger RNA, 3208 nt
Organism: Arvicanthis niloticus (Nile rat)
Lineage: Eukaryota; Metazoa; Chordata; Mammalia; Rodentia; Muridae
Gene: Pafah2
Product: platelet activating factor acetylhydrolase 2
Molecular function (GO): 1-alkyl-2-acetylglycerophosphocholine esterase activity
Source: RefSeq, a predicted model, not a curated record
GGUGGCUUUUGAAUGAUCAGCGUGACUGGCCAGCACAUUCUGGAACAUCUGGCUUUGGUCCAGCUGGUAAUGAGAUGGGGGCUGGCCAGUCUAUAUGCUUCCCACCCAUCUUGGGACCCCACCACAUUGGCUGCACGGAUGUGAUGGAGGGUCACAGUCUUGAGGGGAGCCUCUUCCGACUCUUCUACCCCUGCCAAGCAUCAGAGAAGUGCGAACAGCCCCUGUGGAUUCCCCGCUAUGAGUACUGCAUGGGUCUGGCUGACUACCUGAAAUAUAACAAGCGCUGGGUGGGGUUGCUGUUCAACGUGGGUAUCGGAUCUUGUCGCUUGCCUGUUAGCUGGAACGGCCCCUUUAAGACAAAGGAUUCUGGAUACCCUUUGAUCAUCUUGUCCCAUGGCCUAGGAGGCUUCAGGGCGGUAUACUCGGCCUUCUGCAUGGAGCUGGCCUCCCGUGGCUUUGUGGUUGCUGCCGUGGAGCACAGGGACCAGUCAGCUUCAGCCACCUACAUCUGCAAGCAGACCUCACAAGAGAGCUCGCCCACUGAGUCUCUGGAGGAGGAAUGGAUCCCUUUCCGUCACAUCAAGGAAGGGGAGAAGGAAUUCCAUGUGAGGAAUCCCCAGGUGCACCAGCGGGUGAGAGAGUGUACGCGUGUGCUUCGGAUCCUUCAGGACGCCUCUGCGGGGAAGACUGUCGUCAAUGUCUUUCCAGGAGGACUGGAUCUGACGACCUUGAAGGGCGGCAUCGACGUGGGCCGAGUGGCUGUGAUGGGACACUCCUUUGGAGGAGCUACGGCUGUCCUUGCCUUGACCCAGGAGGUCCAGUUUCGGUGUGCUAUAGCCUUGGAUGCUUGGAUGUUCCCUCUGGAACGGGACUUUUACCCCAAAGCCCGGGGUCCUGUGUUCUUUAUCAACGUCGAGAAAUUCCAGACAGUGGACACUGUCAACUUGAUGAAGAAGAUAUGUGCCCAGCAUGAACAGUCCAGGAUUGUGACUGUCCUAGGCGCUAUUCAUCGGAGUCAAACUGACUUUGCUUUUGUGACCGGCAACCUGAUUGCUAAAUUCUUUUCCAGCAACACUCGGGGGACCUUGGACCCUUAUGAAGGUCAGGAGGUCAUGGUGCGGGCCAUGUUGGCCUUCCUGCAGAAGCACCUUGAUCUGAAGGAAGACUAUGACCAAUGGAGUAACUACAUCGAAGGCGUCGGACCAUCCCUCAUCCAAGGGGCCCCCCACUAUCUGUCCAGUCUAUAGGUUGCUUGAGCUGAGCUUCCACUUAGAAGCUGCCCAAGGAUACUUGUAACCUAGCAGCAGGACCCUGUUUCCCAGAUGGAGAAGAUGUAAUCAGAGAGCUGACUGGGCAGCUGGAUACUUUGCUCUUGGGAUUGUUGAUUGUGGAUGGAUCACUGGCUGAUUGGGAAGUUGAUUUUUUUUUUUUUUUAAAUCAAGGACUCAGACCCAGACUGGCUCUGAACUUAUUACGUAAUAAGGAUGACCUUUCUGAAUGACAGGCAUUACCACUGUGCCUGCCUUGUACUCAGUGCUGGGGGUCAGACCUGAUGUGAACCACUGUCCUGACUUGAGUUAAAGACUAUGCAAUACUUAUGUCCUGAGGACCCGUUCUCAGUAACGGUGGUCCCCACCUCUGUCCCAGGGUUGUUGGCCUUAAGUAAGAACAGUGUCGACCUGCUCAGCUGAGCUGUCUCUUGGCUUGGACCAUUUCUACUGUUCUGGCAGUGCAGUUCACCAUGUGGAAUCCAUACCAAUAGGUGCCACGCCCUCUGUGCCACCAUAGCCGGUCUUUUUGGUGUCCAGACAGGCAUCUCAAGGAAAACCCACUGGAUCCGUGGUAUCUACUUUGGACAGACUUUACAGUGGUUUGCCUGUAAAGGUUAGGCAGACCACCAUAUUAACUGACCACAUCCCCUACUUUUGGCAAGCUAACUUUCUUAGGAUGAACCAAGAGAGUAAGUCAUAGGGUGGGACUGGCUGAGCUCCCGGCCCCAGGUGGAGCCCCAUGGAGCAUGGAUAUGACAACUUGACUGGGUGAGCCCACUCCCUCACCUUGGGCAAUUGUUGCCUAAUGAAGCCAAAGGCCAGAGGGAAACCUUAGGGCUUCCAGCCCUGCCUGGAGCUCUCCACCUGCCCCACCCCCCUCCCCAGGGCAGUCUUCCCACCAUAUGAAAUACAGUAAUGGACACUUUAUACUGUCAUGCUUAGGAGCCCACGUGGAGCAAACAGUAUUGUCCUCAGAACACAGACACCAAGGAGCCUCUCAGAAGCUCAGUGUCUUUGAGGUUUCACAAGUAUAUCUUGUCAGGAAACAUCCUGAGUAGGUUGGGUUGGGCUUGAACACACCAGGAACGUUCCUAGGGAGGUCUGAGGUCAGCUUCGUCUUGCCUUUUACUCCAAACCUGGGGGGUGCUUUAGUUUUGCUUUGUUUUUGUUUUUGUUUUCUUUCUUUCUUUCUUUUUUUUUUUUUUGCCAUCCCCCAAUUUAAGUCAAGAAAUGGAUCCAGUCUGUUUCAUCCUGUUUCAUUGAAUAUUGAUGCUUAUGUUGGCCUAAUGGCGUGCUGGAAUAUUGUCUGUCUAAUCGACAUUAGAGCAAGUUGGAGAACCAUCUGCAAGUGACUUUUCUGAUUUCCUUUGUUUGCUAAUCACGUGUGCCCACAUGGAAAAAACGAAGUCUUCCCAGAGUUCCAAGCUCAGUGGGAAGGCCUGCCUAGGACUGUCUCUCUGCCAUACAAGAUAUGUCACCUGAGUCCAAAGAGGGAAGAACCCGGGAGGGACAAGUGCAGAACAAAAAUGUAUCGGCACAGUAGUCCAAGGUCAGGGCCACCAAAGCAAUCCAGAGAGACCGAGCACACACCAGGAGGCUCCUCAGGCACCGCUCUGCAGCUGCACAGCUGGGCUGGAGUCCUGGCUUCGCCACUGCAUAAACUGGAGCAAAUUCUGUUGUCUCCCCACCUCGGUUUCUACAUAUGUAAAAUGAGGGCCUGUGUUACGAAUGGGUGGAAUGAUUGAGUGGGGGGUUGGGUAACCCCUGGGUUACGAAGUGUGCAUUUCCCACGGCCCACACAUGUGCUUUCUGAUUGUUCAUAUGUUAAAUGUUUCCUAGUCAGCAUGGUCCAUAUGAUCUCUACCCUUCAAGAUUUGUCGAAACUUGAUUGUUGGCCCACUCACUGUAUGAUUAAAAAGUCUAUCUAGUCUGAAGUC